Egretta garzetta (little egret) is the source of this 1224-nucleotide messenger RNA. It is a transcript of the gene CACNG4, whose product is annotated as calcium voltage-gated channel auxiliary subunit gamma 4. Bases 1 to 1224 code for a protein of 407 amino acids. Gene Ontology annotation, molecular function: channel regulator activity; voltage-gated calcium channel activity. Gene Ontology annotation, cellular component: AMPA glutamate receptor complex; postsynaptic density membrane; voltage-gated calcium channel complex. Gene Ontology annotation, biological process: postsynaptic neurotransmitter receptor diffusion trapping; transmission of nerve impulse; regulation of AMPA receptor activity. The record is from RefSeq and is a predicted model, not a curated record. NCBI's taxonomy places the organism in Eukaryota, Metazoa, Chordata, Aves, Pelecaniformes, Ardeidae. The transcript is spliced from 7 exons.
AUGGGAAGACCGGCGGCUUCUGCGGCAUCCCAGCUGCAGCGCUCGUCACAUCAAAUAUUCAUGAUCCAAAUGGAUGCAGAGAGCUCCCCCAGCCCGCAGUCCGCCUGGCCGCCUUGCCGGCAGGUUGCGCUCCUGACAGCCAGCAUCCGAUCUGAGGGCACACGGAGCCGUGCCGAGCAGCUUUCCGGGCUGCGGCUCGCAUCCCAUCGGCAAAGGCAUCAGCAGAGGUCUCUUGCCCUGCUUGGUACGCUGGGGAGCCUGCUGGGGCUGCAGUUUGAGCCUCUGCAGUUGUCACUGCUGGCUGACUACUAUGGAAAUUACCAUGGUCCUGUUAGUGCUGGGGAUGCUGGGGUACAUGGGACCAUGGGGAUGAGCUGCCUGGGAGGAAAAGGAAAUAAAGCAGAGCUGGCAGAAGCGCCUUUAGCUGGUCCUAUUCCAUAUGUGUUACGUUUGCUUUGUUUUCAUUUAGGAAUCUACAAAGGACAUUGCUUCCGAAUCAACCACUUUCCUGAAGACAACGACUAUGACCAUGACAGCUCAGAAUACCUUCUCCGCAUUGUCCGUGCCUCCAGCGUGUUCCCCAUCCUAAGCACAAUAUUGCUGCUGCUCGGAGGACUGUGUGUUGGAGCAGGAAGGAUUUACAACAGCAAAAACAACAUAAUUCUCAGCGCUGGGAUUCUCUUUGUUGCAGCAGGACUAAGUAAUAUCAUAGGGAUCAUUGUCUACAUAUCAAGCAAUGCAGGUGACCCAAGUGACAAGCGAGAUGAGGACAAAAAGAACCAUUACAACUAUGGUUGGUCUUUUUAUUUUGGAGCCUUGUCUUUCAUUGUGGCUGAAACCAUAGGUGUUCUGGCUGUGAACAUUUAUAUUGAGAAGAACAAAGAGCUGAGGUUUAAGACCAAGAGGGAAUUCCUUAAGACUUCUUCCAGUUCUCCUUAUGCCAGGAUGCCAAGUUAUAGGUACAGAAGGCGGAGGUCCAGAUCCAGUUCUCGAUCUACAGAGCCUUCUCCAUCUAGAGACAUUUCUCCAGUUGGCAUGAAGAUAGCGAGCACCAUUCCCAUGAACGAAAUUUCUCUUUCCAGAGAGCCUUUGAAGGUUACAACGGCCGCCAGCUACAACGCAGACCAAGAAGCCAGUUUUCUGCAGGUUCACAACUUCCUUCAGAAGGAAUUUAAGGAAGGACUCCACGUCAACAUGGUCAACAGGAGAACAACACCUGUUUGA